CUAAAAAUUUCGUCUUGGGGGCUAUAUUUCAGUUGUGCCGCCGCCAUUAUAGGGAGGUUUCCCAUAGCUUAAUCCCGCAUACAUACGUAGCAGCUCAUCGUCUUCUCCAUUGCAAUCCUGUCGUCUGUUUGCUGUUUAGGAUCUUCUUGGGGUUUCUGCCAUUGACGGUUACUCAUCUGAGUUCUCGACGAAACCGUUCCUUUUUGGUGCCUUAGUUCGCGAGCUUCUCCUACCAUGGUGUUCAGAAAUGUUCCUGGAGGUUUUGACUUUUGAGAGGAACUUAGGUGGUCUGUUGCAGCCUCUACUAUGUAUAGGACUAAUCAAACCGCUGCCUUUUCGAUGUUUCUGUUUGUCUUUCCCAAAUGCAGAUUCACUCUUGCAUUUGUUCUCUUGAUUUCUUCAGCUGUUUUGGUCUACAAGGAGUCAAGGACAUGGUUUUCUCUGCAUAUUCGUCAGCUUUGCCAAAAAAAAAACAGAGUCUUUAGCUGCCCAUUCGAAUUCCUCUGUGUUCAUUUGGGGCCCUUUUAUGCGUGGAAAUCAUCAACAGAGUUCAUCCGAUUUGCUGCGGGCACCUCUAAUUCCCAACUUUUUCAGCAUUGCAAAAGCUGCUGCCUUUUAGCUUUUGCGCUUUCUUAAUUUGGAGGAGGUGUACGGCUUCCCUGUUGGACCUGAUUACUUCCACAGUAAUUGCAUCAUAACAAUAUAUAUUUCCUUUUGCUAAUCUUUAAGUACAAAUGGAGUUUUUUUUUUUUGCCCUCUCCUCCUCCCGCCUUUUGCUGUUUCAUGUUUCGUCUGUUAUAUUCACAUCAUGCAGCCUUUAAUUGCAGCAGGCCACCCUUAUUUCUUGCUAUUAUUAGUAUGAAAAAAAAUCAGAGCCACACACAAACUGUGAAUAUUGCUAUGGGAACUUCACAAGUUCACCUGCGGUACCAUUUGAAUAAGUCCUGAAGGUUUAGAUUUCGCAGAUUUUUACUUGAAGAAGAGGUGCUUAUUUUCAGAUGUGCUGGACCAUUUCAUGUUGUCCACUAGUAGGUACUAUCGUGGCCUAAGUGGUACAUUAUUCAGUUGUUAGUUAUUUAUCUCACUGAAUGCAGUGUAUCUUUAGUAAGAGUUGGACUGCAUGGUACUUUUUAUUUGAAUCUUCUUAAACGCCAGCAAGAAUUUGUAUUCUAAUACCAAAUUAUGGAAACUUUACAGAUAAUAAGGUAAGAAUUAUCACCAUGGAGGUCAAUGGUCAUCACAAACCAAGAAGAGAGUAUAAUGGCCGAGAGUGCAAUGGUGUACAAUCAGUCAACAAUUUUGGCGAUAUUGAUCCAUGGACAGCAUGGGCAUACAAACCACGCACAGUCUCAUUGCUACUGAUGGGAACAUGCUUUUUAAUUUGGGCAAGUGGUGCUCUUGAUCCAGAAAGAAGCUUCUCUGUUGACCGCGUUUCAUCCGUUAAAAGGGGUGUCUUUGCAAUGAUUGCUGUUUUUUUGGCUUAUUCAUUUCUUCAGGCACCUUCUACUGUACUUAUUAGACCACAUCCUGCCAUUUGGCGUCUGGUCCAUGGGAUGGCAGUUGUUUACCUUGUUGCCCUAACUUUUUUGCUUUUCCAGACUCGUGAUGAUGCUAGGCAAUUUAUGAAGUAUCUUCACCCUGAUCUUGGUGUUGAAUUACCUGAAAGAUCUUAUGGAACGGACUGCCGCAUAUAUGUACCUGAUCAUCCGAAAAGCAGGUUUAACAAUGUUUAUGAGAUCCUUUUUGACGAGUUUGUUAUUGCCCAUAUCCUUGGAUGGUGGGGGAAGGCUAUAAUGAUACGAAACCAACCACUUUUAUGGGUUUUAUCAAUUGGCUUUGAGCUAAUGGAGCUCACCUUUCGCCAUAUGCUGCCAAACUUCAAUGAGUGUUGGUGGGAUAGCAUCGUACUCGAUAUAUUGAUCUGCAAUUGGUUUGGUAUUUGGGCUGGAAUGAAGACUGUGAGAUACUUUGACGGGAGGACAUACGAAUGGGUUGGUUUGAGUCGUCAACCCAAUAUAAUCAGUAAGGUGAAAAGGACGCUAGGCCAGUUCACGCCAGCACAGUGGGACAAAGAUGAGUGGUACCCUCUGCUUGGCCCUUGGAGAUUCAUCCAGGUGCUGAGCCUAUGUAUUGUUUUCAUGAUUGUUGAACUUAACACAUUCUUUCUCAAGUUCUGCCUUUGGAUUCCUCCGAGAAACCCAUUGAUUGUUUACCGACUUGUCCUUUGGUGGCUAAUUGCUAUACCGACCAUCCGCGAGUAUAAUACAUACUUGCAAGACAGGAAACCUGUUAAAAAGGUGGGGUCUUUCUGUUGGCUUUCCCUGGCUAUAUGCAUUUUGGAGCUUCUAAUAGGCAUAAAGUUUGGACAUGGUCUCUUUCCAAAGUCAAUGCCAUCAUGGUUAUUCAUAGCCUGGACGACUGUGGCGUCACUUCUGACGAUGUUCCUUCUUGUGUGGACUUGGAAAAUUUACCGAACAAUGCUAAGGAAAAGGCUAUGAUUCUGAGAACCCCUUGUUGCUUUGCUCAAAUUCUUUCCCCCAUUCAAUAUUGUCGUGUAAAUAUUCAUUCAAAAAAUCUGUAUAUGUGGUAGUAGCCAUUAAUUUGUGGUUUUGACAAGAUUUAUCAUCAAGUAAUUUUAUGUUUUGCCUACGUAGUCCAUGAGCCAAAAUGGCAUUCCCCUUAGUUUCCUUCUUGUGAUGUACUCUUCCAGUCAACUUUGGUGUUCCUUUGAUGCAAUCUAAUUCAUGGGAAAUAAAAUAAUGAACCGAGAUUUA
Oryza brachyantha (malo sina) is the source of this 2774-nucleotide messenger RNA. RefSeq names its product CDP-diacylglycerol--serine O-phosphatidyltransferase 1. The coding region runs from base 1221 to 2498 and encodes 425 amino acids. Gene Ontology annotation, molecular function: L-serine-phosphatidylethanolamine phosphatidyltransferase activity. The transcript has 13 exons. NCBI's taxonomy places the organism in Eukaryota, Viridiplantae, Streptophyta, Magnoliopsida, Poales, Poaceae. The record is from RefSeq and is a predicted model, not a curated record. Gene Ontology annotation, biological process: phosphatidylserine biosynthetic process.